This is a messenger RNA of Colletotrichum truncatum, 318 nucleotides long. RefSeq lists its product as uncharacterized. NCBI's taxonomy places the organism in Eukaryota, Fungi, Ascomycota, Sordariomycetes, Glomerellales, Glomerellaceae. The record is from RefSeq and is a predicted model, not a curated record.
AUGCGCUUCACAUCUUACGCCGCCGGCGCCAUUGCGCUCAUGCAACUCGUCGCUGCAGCACCUCAUGGCGAGCCCUCAACCCAGGUCGAGCCUUCCGCCCAUGUCGAAAAGCGGUACACUGAGGCCAUUUGUGCCAUCAUCUGUUCUGGUGCCUGUGCAGCCGCUCCAAUCACCUGCCUCGCCUGUGUCGCUGGCUGCAUUUUGACGGCCGUCCCUGGCGAGGAAAUCGAUGUAAACCAGCUGAAGGCUGACGUUGACGCUGCUGUAGCUGAGGCUGCUAAUUUGAUUGACUCGUCUGGUCUGCAGCAGGAGGCUUGA